This is a messenger RNA of Paramecium primaurelia, 226 nucleotides long. The record is from the annotation of a GenBank genome assembly. NCBI's taxonomy places the organism in Eukaryota, Ciliophora, Oligohymenophorea, Peniculida, Parameciidae.
GAAUAUAUCGAAAUGUGGAAACAUCAAUGGAGAAAAUGCAAACAGCAUAACAAACUAAUUACACAAGAAGAUAUUAAGGACCUUCUCGCUCUCCCCUCCCCUCAGAGGGUAUUGAGGCAACAAAAUUGACAGAAAUUUUCAAUAUGUUUAAGACACAGCCAGAAAACUUUACAAGAAAGAAUAGAAGUCUAUGACUGAAUAGAUCAAAGAAAUUGCGAAGCGGAUC